Messenger RNA from Dermatophagoides farinae (American house dust mite), 606 nucleotides. RefSeq names its product dynactin subunit 6 (gene DCTN6-p27). The record is from RefSeq and is a predicted model, not a curated record. Gene Ontology annotation, molecular function: dynein complex binding. Lineage: Eukaryota; Metazoa; Arthropoda; Arachnida; Sarcoptiformes; Pyroglyphidae. Gene Ontology annotation, cellular component: dynactin complex. Gene Ontology annotation, biological process: mitotic spindle organization.
AUUGAUCAUCAUCAUGUCCAUCAAUAAAGAAACUGUAAAAAUAUCUUAUAGUUCGAUUAUUUGUACUGAACAUACACGAAUCGAAGGUGAUGUUAUAAUUGGCAUGAAAAAUGUUAUUCAUCCAACAGCGAAAAUAAUUGCUAAAUGUGGUCCAAUUAUUAUUGGUGAUUAUAAUCUAAUAGAAGAAAAUGUUUGUAUUAUAAAUCAAACACCUGGCCAUACAAUGACCAUUGGUAAUCAUAAUGUAUUUGAAGUUGGUUCAAAUAUUUCCACAUUACAAAUUGGUGAUCAUAAUGUAAUGGAAUCUAAAUGUAAUGUUGGAUUACGUACUAGAAUUACGAAUGGUUGUGUAAUUGGUGCAAUGUGUACUAUAAAUUAUGAUGAAAUAUUACCGGAAAAUACAGUAAUCUAUGGUACAAGAUGUGAACGUCGUUUGCAACAAGAAAAACCAUCAAUUCAAUUAUCACAGAUUGAAUUUUUAGGCAAAAUUCUGCCCAAUUAUCAACGUAUUGAAAAACCUAAUUAUCGAUUGCCAACAACAAUACAAUCAUCAUCUACAACAACUACAACAAACACCGGUUGAUUCGAAAAAGAAAUGAAUCUAGG